Messenger RNA from Saccostrea cuccullata (small rock oyster), 380 nucleotides. Its product is annotated as cytochrome c oxidase subunit 5A, mitochondrial-like. The record is from RefSeq and is a predicted model, not a curated record. The transcript has 4 exons. The coding region runs from base 1 to 378 and encodes 125 amino acids. Gene Ontology annotation, biological process: mitochondrial electron transport, cytochrome c to oxygen. Gene Ontology annotation, cellular component: mitochondrial inner membrane. NCBI's taxonomy places the organism in Eukaryota, Metazoa, Mollusca, Bivalvia, Ostreida, Ostreidae.
AUGUAUCAUAAAAAUGUUUUCUUCAAACUAUUUAAGCUUAGGAUACUUUCUGUCCUAAACGCAGUCAGCAAACAGAUUCAAUCUGGGUGUCCCGCUGCUGCUGUGACUGGAUUGAGAGGAUAUUCUGACACUGGUCCUAAACCCCACACAUCACUCUACCCAGUGGUCAGUGAGGGAACCUGGCUACAGAAGAACAACUACUCCCAGUUUGAUGGAUGGGAGCUGAGACAGCUUUUUUACAUUGCUGACGAUGGAGUACCAGAGCCAGAAAUUUGUAUAGAGAUCCUGAAGGGCUGCAGGAACCAGAACGACUACGCCCUGGCCACCCGCUUCCUGGAAGUCGCAAGGGUAGGAGUUUUAGGAUGCAUAUUUGUCUAGCA